This is a messenger RNA of Centropristis striata (black sea bass), 530 nucleotides long. RefSeq names its product protein FAM133. Bases 41 to 352 code for a protein of 103 amino acids. NCBI's taxonomy places the organism in Eukaryota, Metazoa, Chordata, Actinopteri, Perciformes, Serranidae. The transcript has 4 exons. The record is from RefSeq and is a predicted model, not a curated record.
UUGUCGUCAUGUUUGUGAAAGCACACGAGCAGGAGUCACAAUGGACUUCAAUCUGGCUGCAGCUUUAGAUGGGGAUGGUGGUGCUGUGAAGAAGGCCGAGGCUCAGAAGGAUGAGUUCUGGCAUAAGAAGAAGGAUAAGGAUAAGGGAGACAGCAAGGACAAGUGUGGAAGUAAGCACAAGUCUGGCAAAAAGGACAAGUCUGAUAAAGAUAAAAAGCACAAGUCAAAGGACAAAGAUUGCAAAGACCACAAGAACAAGCACAAGAAGCACAAGGGAAAGAAGGAGGGAAAGAAAUCAGGCUCCUCAUCCUCAUCCUCAUCCUCUUCAUCCUCCAGUAGUGACGAGGAAUGAUGCUUUCUGUGGGACUGGACUGCUCCGUUAGUCUUUAUGAUCUUGUGUAUUGAAAAGAAUGACUGUGUAGUAGUAGUAUCACAUUGUCUUUUUGUCCUUUCAUUGAUGUCACAGGAAAAAAAUGCUGGUUUUAUGUAAACAAAUCUGCCGAUUAAAUAAAGGGAAUGUUAACAAUAAA